Messenger RNA from Caenorhabditis elegans, 590 nucleotides. RefSeq names its product C-type lectin domain-containing protein (gene clec-172). Gene Ontology annotation, molecular function: carbohydrate binding. The coding region runs from base 3 to 515 and encodes 170 amino acids. The transcript has 3 exons. Lineage: Eukaryota; Metazoa; Nematoda; Chromadorea; Rhabditida; Rhabditidae. The record is from RefSeq and is marked reviewed.
AGAUGAUUUCGCAGCUCAUUCUUGCCAGCUCACUGAUCUCAUUGGCUCACACCGCAUGCUUGUUGGACUCGGAUAGACAGUUUGGGAAUUCGUGCUACAUAUUUGUGAAUCAACGGAUGGAUUUUGAUUCGGCCGAGAACAGCUGUAGAAGACAACCACAGAUAUGGGCGAAUUUGGCAAAAAUCGAUAAUGUAAUUGAAUCGAACUAUCUUGCAAGAACCGCCGCCACAAUCUUCGGAAUGGAGCACGGAAGCUUCUGGAUUGGAGUCUACCGGCCAACCGUCUACGAUCCGUUCAAGACCAUGGAUGGUAGAUACUGUCAAUAUACACAUUUCAAGAACGCAAAUCCAUCGAUGGACUAUGCCGCUGAAAGUGUGACCGACGGGUAUUGGUCAACAUUUUCCAAGGAGACCCGAAUGCCGUUUGUAUGCUAUUACCCGGCAAGUGAAGCCUACGCUUCUACGAUGUCUUCGGAUUGGCUGGAAAAUUUGAGAAAAACUAAAGAAGAGAAAUAAUUUUUGUUUUUCCGAGUUUUUCCUGGAGUUUCGGAAUUUCAAUUUUGAAUUUCACAAUAAACGGAUGUAAAUACC